Messenger RNA from Myripristis murdjan (pinecone soldierfish), 2216 nucleotides. It is a transcript of the gene scamp5b, whose product is annotated as secretory carrier membrane protein 5b. The record is from RefSeq and is a predicted model, not a curated record. The transcript has 7 exons. The coding region runs from base 271 to 954 and encodes 227 amino acids. Gene Ontology annotation, biological process: protein transport. Lineage: Eukaryota; Metazoa; Chordata; Actinopteri; Holocentriformes; Holocentridae. Gene Ontology annotation, cellular component: trans-Golgi network membrane; recycling endosome membrane.
UGACAGCAGCUUUACGCACGAUGACUGGCCGGUGGCGAUGACAGCAAAGAUUUGUUGCUCUGGUUGUAUUCUGCGGAAGAAAGUGUCCUAAUAGUCUGAUUGCUCUCUUGAGGAGAUCGCCUGAUUGUCAGUCAUAUUCCAUUUAACGCGUGCAAUCGUGCAGUGGAGCCACAGUGCACGGCAAUCCAAGAAGUACGGCUGCUUUCUGGAGGAGCUUCAGGUGACUGAGAAAGAAAUCAACCCAAAGAGCAAAAUCAACAUUUUGUCCACAUGGCUGAGCCCAACUUCCCUCCACUGCCUAAAUUCAUCCCACUGAAGCCAUGCUUCUACCAGGACUUUGAAGAGAUCCCUGAGCAGCACCGCAGCAUGUGCAAGAAAAUGUACAAUCUGUGGAUAUUGAACAGUGCUACACUUGCGGUGAAUCUGAUUGGCUGCUUUGCGUGGAUGUUUGGUGGUGGUGGUGUGACCAACUUUGGCCUGGCUAUCAUCUGGCUGCUCAUGUUCACUCCCUGCUCUUAUGUCUGUUGGUUCAGGCCAAUCUACAAGGCCUUCAAGAGUGACAGCUCCUUCAACUUCAUGGCAUUCUUUUUUGUGUUCAUGGCCCAAGUUGGCAUCAGCAUCAUCCAAAGCAUAGGCAUCCCUGGAUGGGGAGUAUGUGGCUGGCUGGCUACCAUCUCCUUCUUCAGCUAUAACAUUUUGAUAGCUUUGAUCAUGUUGGUCCCAACAAUCAUGUUCACUGCUGUGGCCUCCUUGUCCUUCAUUGCCCUCACUAAGAUCCAUAAUUUCUACCGGGGCAGUGGUGGCAGCAUGUCCAAAGCCCAGGAGGAAUGGGCCACGGGAGCCUGGAAGAACCCUCAUGUCCAGGCAGCAGCCCAGCAAGCCGCCAUGGGAGCUGCUACCGGAGCCAUGCAGGAUCAGUACUCCAGCCCACAAUACAACCCAAACCAGAUGUAGCCUCCAAGAGAGAGGGAGAGAGAGGGAGAGAGAGAGAGAUAGAGAGAGAGAGAGGUGUUGAAGAAAUGAGGGAAAAGGUACAUGCCAAAGCGUGAGCAGAGGGGUUCAGAGCUCAUCAUCUCCCACAAAAAUUCAGAAAUUUGAAACUUCCGGUGGUGUGAUAUCUAUUGAUGUCUAACUACAGUUUUAGCACCUGGGUAUUUUAGCUGUCAGUUCAGUAAGACACACCUUGGCUAAACUGCUGUUACAAAGCAGUCUUUUUCAGUAAAUUGAUCAUUGGACAAAAAACAAUAUUUGUGGGAUGCUGGUGUUCGCCUUCCUUAUGUUAGAGAGCAUGCUACUUUUUGUAGUAUUUUAUAUAAUUUCUGUCUGGUAAGUUGAAUGAAACUCUAGUGUUGGAUGUAUGUUAUUUCAGUGGCUCCAUUAUGAGAGCUGUGUGCUGAUUUAGUGUUUAUGUUGAUGAUUAACUCCAUUUCAAAUAGUUUCUGCUACAGAAAGAAAGAAUAGACAAACUAAUACAUUGUAACUUUUACCGUAACUGUUUUCUGGGUUAAAAAAUAGUAUUCAUUUAUAUAAAUUCUGUAUCAAUGCACUGUAGCAUGGGUUACCAUGAGUUUUUAUGUCAUGUUUAAUUUAGUUUAACUUUUAUUUCAAAUGAAAUUCUCAGGUAAACCAAAUAUGUGACAAGACUGGUUGCAAUUUCUGCCCUUUUCCCUAUCUAAUUGCAUUUAGAAUUAAACUAUGUGACUUCCAUGUUCAUUACAUUUCUAUGCAAUGUAUCACUUGUUGCACUUUAGUGUUGUGAUAUCAAGUGGAAUUCUCUGUACUGCAGUAAGAAGUUUGACACAAAAUUUAAAUACAAGUAGAAAAUCUCAAUUUUGGACAAUUUUUACUCUGAGCUGUUCCUCUCUCUGUGUUUAGCCUGAAUCAGAUUUUAUGUGUGUAACAUACGGAUUAAAUCAGGGUUUGUUUUUUGUACACCCCAAACUAAAUGAACUUCAUUAACAGGAUACACUAGAUAGAGAAAUAAGUUAUAUCAAACAACAGAAUUCAUCUGUCUGAUGCCAUCAAUAAUCUCAGGAGGUUCUAGUUUGUUUAUGUGUGUAAGAAUUUUGUAUACUGAAUGUCAUUUUAGCAUAUUCCCUUUUAUAAAAUUUUCUGUCAAAUGUAGACAGUAGCAGACAACUCUCAUGCAGUAUGGCUAUUUGACCACAGAGAGGCGCUGACGGUUUAAUAUGAAAUAAAAAGUUCCCACAUUUACA